This is a messenger RNA of Hippocampus zosterae (dwarf seahorse), 3494 nucleotides long. RefSeq names its product ring finger protein 13 (gene rnf13). Gene Ontology annotation, cellular component: nucleoplasm; cytoplasm. The record is from RefSeq and is a predicted model, not a curated record. NCBI's taxonomy places the organism in Eukaryota, Metazoa, Chordata, Actinopteri, Syngnathiformes, Syngnathidae. Gene Ontology annotation, molecular function: ubiquitin protein ligase activity; zinc ion binding. Bases 283 to 1416 code for a protein of 377 amino acids. Gene Ontology annotation, biological process: protein ubiquitination; ubiquitin-dependent protein catabolic process; positive regulation of DNA-templated transcription. The transcript is spliced from 10 exons.
AGUACGCGAGUGGCGGAAGUUUGUACGCUCACAUGAAUCACCAACAUAGCGGACCGGAGCGGAUUAGCCUUGUCCCAAGCGUUCGAACGGCAUGACGAGCAUCCACGAUCGAUGUCGUUGCACUCACUCCUUCACAUGACUUAAAUGUCCCUGCGUGGAGCUUCAAUUAGAUAAGAAAAAGCACCGCGGAGAAAUCGAGUGGCAAGAUCAACACGCUGUCUCACAGUGCGUUGUUUGAGUGAGCGGUGCGGCAGCAGCUGAGCAUUGCAACGGGAUGCGAAGAUGCUGCUGUCCCUGGGAAUGCUGAUGCUGUCGGCCACGCAGAUCUACACCAUCUUCACCGUCCAGCUCUUUGCUUUUCUCCACCUGCUGCCUGUGGAAGCCGACAUCACAGCUUACUCAUUUGAGAACAAAACUAAGACCUUUGAUGACCUCUCGUCAAGGUUUGGAUACCGACUACCUAGCGAUGGAUUGAAGGGCUUCCUGAUUGAUGCCCGACCAGCAAAUGCAUGCCAGCCCAUCGGCCCCCCGCCCAGGGACAACUUGACGGGUGCCUUCGUUGUCCUUAUCAAACGCUUUGACUGCAACUUUGAUAUUAAGGUCCUCAAUGCACAGAAAGCUGGGUACAAGGCGGCCAUUGUUCACAAUGUGGACUCCAAUGACUUGAUCAGCAUGGGCUCCAAUGAUCUGGACAUAAUGAAGCAGAUUGAUAUUCCCUCCGUGUUCGUGAGUGAAGAGACGGCCAACUCUUUGAAAGAAGACUACCUAUUUGACAAAGGGGGGCGUGUGAUUCUCAUGCCAGAUUUCAGCCUUCCGUUGGAAUACUACUUGAUCCCCUUCCUCAUCAUCGUUGGAAUCUGCCUCAUCCUCAUUGUUGUCUUCAUGAUCACAAAGUUUGUCCAAGAUCGACACAGGGCUCGGAGGAGCCGCCUCCGCAAAGAUCAGUUGAAGAAGCUUCCGAUCCACAAGUACAAAAAAGGAGACAACUAUGAUGUGUGCGCCAUCUGCCUGGACGAGUAUGAGGAAGGAGACAAACUGCGGGUCCUGCCAUGUUCUCAUGCCUACCACAGCAAAUGUGUGGACCCCUGGCUGACUAAAACCAAGAAGACGUGUCCGGUGUGCAAGCAGAAGGUAGUCCCCUCGCAGGACGACUCCGACUCUGACGAGAGCGGCGGUGAAGAGAAUGACGAGGCGUCCGAAAGCACUCCGCUGCUGCGCUCGCUAGCCUCCACCAGCGCACACUCUUUCGGCACCAUGUCGGCGGCGUCCCGCUCCGACCACGACCAAGGGGAGUCCUCAGAAUAUGAGGACAAUGAUCUGGGUGAAAGCAGCGAAGGCGAGGAGGAGGUCACCGUGGUAGUCCAGAUGCAGCGAUCAAGCCCGGAAGACCACGAUCUUGACCUGCUUCGAGCUUGACCCUUUCUUGGGGACAACUCACUUUUGACCUUGAUAUACUCUCCUUACAUAUUCAUAGGUACUGUAUAUUUGAUUUCAAGAUGGCGAAUGAAGCGUUGAAGGAAGUCUGCUGCGCACCUGUGAUAGGACUACACACGCAAUGACUGUUUAAGAGUCACAAAUACGAGAUACACUCCUACGGGCCAAGGCUAUAUCCACAUGAGCACUGCGUAAAUACACAUGACUAUAUAUAUAUAGAUGUAUAUACACAUAUAUAUAUAUAUAUAUACACAUAUAUAGAGAGAGAGAGAGAUCUUCAGUAACGUCACAUACGUACAUACACGACAACAAUACAGUACAUGUAUAUGCUCGUCAAGCAGCAUUUAAUUUCAGGAGCAUUUAAAACCAUCAAGUAUGCAUUCAAUUAAGAGCAGGAAACCAAAUUUAUAGAUUGUCAAAAAUAAAAAGAUGAUUUAAAAAUACUAAAUAAAAUGCCACCCAAAUUACGCUGUGUGAUCUUAAGUUUGUCCAAUAAAUUGCACAAUGUCAAAGUUUCAUAUAAGACACCAACCAAACAAUAACAAAACUAUUCUUUGAAAAUCAAGUUAACGGAUCAUUUGCAUUUUGAGAAUUGGCUACACAACAGCAAAUAACCGACGAUGUUGAGCAGCUGAGAUUGAACAAACUUUCGUGCAUGAAGGUGACUACAAUGCGGCAUUAUAAAUUGCAGGUGAGCGGAUUGAUACAUUUUUGUAUCUUUAUCAUUUUAUUUCGUUACCAUUAAUACUAAUGAAAUAAAAUGACAAGAAGAAAUGUAAACAUUCAUUUACUCACCAAUGUAGUCCCUGUUCACUGAGCUGCACAUCUACGCGAGUGUCCCCGUUUUUUAAACGCACCGUAGUUUGUAAGUGCCCAGCCGUGCUGUGAUGUUUCCUUGCUGCCUUGGUAAAACAACUUAAAUGGGUAAAUCCAGUGUGGCUCCAAACACCAAACCGGUCCGUUGCAAGCAUUAGGCAUUCCCAGCAGUACAAUUUGCAGCGUUUCUCAGAGGCUGUGAGUCACGGGUACCGUUCAUAAUUGCUCAUCUGAAAAUGACGGACAAACCCUUUACCUUGCUGGGACAGACUAGCUAGCGCAGGAGUUGGGCGACAUCUUCGCACAAUAUCCAGCUUUUCGUGGAAGGUCCGUCUUGAAAAUUUUGUGGAAAGUAGUUCCGCAACCAGAUCAAUGUCGGCCGUUUUGGGUUAAAAUGCAGUGAUAGCUCCCUCUAGCAGGCGCUAAUCCAAUCACCGAACGCGCACGUCCAGUCUCGACGCAAGGCAUUCUAGCUGGCCCCGGUGCGCAGACUCGUGAUCUGAUAGGCUAUUGCAAGCUGACUGUGCCCGUUCAUUUUCAGCGCACAGGGGCCUGCUCCGUUUAAUCUGAAGGCCCCUGGCAAGUUUAAUUUACCUGGCAACACAAGCUAGCUGAAAUAGUCAUAAUAAAUGUUAUUUAUCGAGUGGCUUUCAAUGUUAUUUAAAAUAACAUUAAAAGCCACUCGACUAAGUGGAAAUAAUAUGACGUAAAGAAUACAGAGAAUAAUUUUGUUUACAUAUUUAUGAAAAUAAAAUAACAUGAAUUAAAUUUGUUAUUGUAUGAAUGUUUAGGCCAGCAGAGAAGGCCAGCAAGACCUUCUCUGCUGGCCAGAGACACACACAAAUAUAUAAAACUGUUGUUCUCCACCGUAGUUUUUUUUAUUGUACAUACACAGAUGCAAUGGCUCUGUAGCUUCUUUUUUGAAGCAGCAUGUGUUAAAAAAACUGCAUAUUUUGAAGUUUCACCUCUCUGGAAAGUCAUGUUGAGAAAUAAGUCAGUAUUACAAUAAAGUUUUAAGUACACAAAAAAGUGUCAUUUCAUCGAUGUAAUGUUAUGAGGGGAAAAUGUUAUACUGUAUUUGAAAUAUUUUCAACAAGAAAAUGAUCAAUUCAAUUUGUACCCAUAACCUCUUACCUUCACCGUCGCUUGAUGUAACUGCAAUCAAUCAUCAAAAUUUAUGCAACCACACCCUAAUUCAAAAUAGUUGCCAGUAAUCGGUGAAAUGAGACCGUUCGUCCCACCUG